Molecule: messenger RNA, 621 nt
Organism: Neohortaea acidophila
Lineage: Eukaryota; Fungi; Ascomycota; Dothideomycetes; Mycosphaerellales; Teratosphaeriaceae
Exons: 3
Coding region: 1-621 (206 amino acids)
Source: RefSeq, a predicted model, not a curated record
AUGAUCCGCCUUGUGCGACGAAGUGUACACGUCGAGGUCGUUGUCUUCGACACAACCGCAAGUCUCAUCAAUACCGACGACACCACUGCCAUCCAAGAAACUCCAGGCACAGGUCAUCGGAGCGCAACUCGGGUCGGAGAAGGGCCACGCGACCAGCUCAAGGCUACAGUUGACGCGACGGGAGAGUCCAUUACGAACGACAGCCAAGAGCUCAUCAACAGCCUGACCACGAAGAAGAUACAGCUCGAGACGGAACUCUUCAUCUGGAAAUCCCGCAGCGAGGGACAGAGCGCCAUGCUAGAAUGGAGUACGGCCAAGUUGGUGAAAUAUCGCGAAGUCCACGACUUUGUGCUUGAAUGUUCCAUCGUCUGCAAGCACCUUCGCCGUGGGAUGGCGAAGCCUGCAACAGAGCGCAAGGGGAGUGCAGUCAACGACGGCGAGUUUGGCAAGCGUCUCCGCGAUCGACUUGCGUUGUCUGGCGCAGCCUCGCCGCAGUUCGACCUUUCAGACCUAGCGAUAGACGAAGUUGACGACGACGCCUUGGAGAAAUCAUUCAACACCGCCAAAGAGGAAUGGGAGACCGCUGAGGAGGAGGCAGACGAUGCUGCCAUGGAGCUUUGA